Spirodela intermedia is the source of this 2079-nucleotide messenger RNA. NCBI's taxonomy places the organism in Eukaryota, Viridiplantae, Streptophyta, Magnoliopsida, Alismatales, Araceae. The record is from the annotation of a GenBank genome assembly.
AUGGGGCUUUCGGUUCUACGGCCAUCCCUGUCCCUGAUACCUUCGCCGCUCCGUAGCAGACCUCGGAGCUUCCCCCUCUACAGGAGGCGCUCCGUGCCGGCCGUCCGGAUUUGUAAAAUCGCGGUACCAGAGGCGGCGUCGCCGUCCCCGGCGCCCGGAGGAAAUUUUUCCGUCUCAUUUUACUUGCUUUCUGCUCAUCUCGCCGCCGCGCCGCUCUGUGCUGACGCUUGGAGGUUGUUCAGGUGCGGAGGAAGCCCUCUUCGGGUUCAUCGCCGGGAAGAAGAGGGCGACUGAGGUGGCUCACUCGUAGGUGUCCUUUCGUUCCUCGUGAUUGUCUCAUUUUUACAUCUCUCGUUUGAUUUUAAUUCCAUUCAAUCCUGUGGUAAUCUGAAACAGUGAUAAUUUAUUUAUUUAUAUUUUUCUGGUAUAAUUAAUACUUUGUAUUUUCUGCUAGUUUGACUCAGACUGCGAUGUCGAUGCCAUGCAUCAUUGCUGUUAGAAUAGAGGAGGGGAAUUCUCACAAUGGUAAUAGUGAUGUGGUCAACAGGGGUAGCUGCCCCAGCUGCUUGCCCUGAGGAUACGAGUGACCACUGUAGAAGACAGGUCGCUGGGUUUGUAUCUGGUAAAGUAUGAGUCUGGCCAAAAAAGCAAAAACGUAGAACUAGAGGAAGUCAACAGGAAGGAACAAUCCCUAGAGGAGUAGGAUCUUGAUGAUACGAGGCAUCUCAUCUGAUUAUUGUUCCUCCAAAGCGGCACCUAGGUGGGGACUUACUCGAGUGACACCCAAGGGAGGAACCUUAAUUGCUUUAGAGUUGACUGCAGAGAAGAGUCAAUGGAGGACCAUUACUAGGCAAGUCAACCGUGAAGAAUGGUAAUGUUUAUGCUAACAAUAACAUUCAUUUAUUCACAAUACACGCCCAUGGAUUGGUCUCUUUGCCUCUCGUUAUGGCGCCAUCAUCUGUACCAAAUCACCAUUGACUGACAGUUCUUUCUGGUGUCAAUCUCAGAUCAGUGUGAAAUUCGGACAAAAGAAUUUAUUUUUAUUUACAUACCCAUCAUGGGCUUUGGUUGAUUAAAUUAUUAUUAUUAUUAUUAUUAUUAUUAUUAUUAUUAUUAUUUCAUUCAUAAACUGUGUUAUUGAGUUAUACUGUUGAAUAUUUAUUGGGAUCUUAUCCAAGGGUGUGGAGAAAUGUUCUCCGCAAAGGAGAUUGUGCGAUCGAUGCUACAUGUGGUAAUGGCCAUGAUACGCUGGCCUUGCUUAGAAUGGUGGCCGAUGAGUCUGGUAGCGGUUUUAUCUACGGGUUUGAUAUCCAGAGCUCAGCGAUAGAGAGCACACGCUGCCUGUUGGAGGACUCCCUCGACCCAGACCAGGUCCCACCCACCCUCCCUUCUCUCUCUCUCUCUCUCUCUCUCUCUCUCUCCAAGCUUGAUAGCUCUGCUGGUGUCAAUUAGGAUCUUAAUCUGUUUCCACAACACUAACUGUCGCAAUUUCAUUGCUCUACCGUAGAGGAGACUUGUUAAGCUCUCCCUCCUUUGUCACAGUAAGAUGGAGGAAGUCCUCCCAGAAGGCACCAUGGUCAGGUACUCAAGACCUCUCUGACCCCCCCCCCGAAUGCUACAUUCAUAGUCCAUGCCCAUUUGACUUUUUAUGGUACAUAAGUCAACUUCGGCUGGUCCUACUUUAUUUUCUAUGCAGGCUGGUGGCAUUCAACCUGGGUUACCUCCCCGGAGGAGGUAAAGACAUAAUAACUCUCCCCGGGACGACCCUCCCAGCGCUUCACGCCGCCAGCAGAGUUCUUGCUCCUGGGGGCCUCAUAAGCGUUCUAGUCUACGUCGGCCACCCUGGUGGAAGGUGCGCCUUACCACGACCUCCGUUGACCUGGUGACCCGAUGAGCAAAUUUUGACCGGGAAAAAAUAAAUCCCUUUAAUUGUAUUUAUUUAUCUGCCUUCAUAGGGAGGAGCUGGAGACCGUACAAUCCUUCGCGUCCAGCUUGCCCGCCGAGUCCUGGUCCUGCUGCAAGCUAGAGAGGCUCAACCGGCCCUCGGCUCCUCUUCUUCUUCUCCUGCUCAAAAAGUGA